AUGGCCGUAAAAAAGCAGCAGGCGAUGGCAGGCGCCGCGAGCAAGGCUGAAAAGGAGGCAGAUUUGGUCAUGGGGACUAAUAGCAGCAGCAUUGUAUCGAAACGGAGCGUGGAGAUGCUUUAUUACCCCAAGCCCCAUUUUUUCCGCUAUUUCGUGAAGAAACCUCAAAGGCGUUCUCCGUUGAUAAACCGUGGAUAUUGGCUGCGUAUGUAUGCGAUGAUCGAGACGGUACGACGUUUCAUGCAGGAGCCAUCAGAUAAGCCCAAAUACGUCCUGAAUCUCGGCUGCGGAUUUGACCCUCUCCCGUUCCUACUCCUCAGUGCCGACAAGUCUCUAUGUAGAAAUACGAAGUUUGUGGACAUUGACUACGAGAAGCUCAUCAUAACCAAGAAAACGGCCAUCCAAAAGACGAAUGAGAUAACGGAUCUGUUAGAAGAUAUAGAAUUCCUGCCUGACGAGAAUGCUGUUCAGGUCCGCAGCAAGCAGUACAUCGCUCUGGGGUGCGAUCUGAAAAACCUCAAGAAGUUAGGCGAUGCGCUGAAAUCCGACAUCCUACCUUCUGAGUGUUCAAUCCUCUGUACUGCAGAGGUCUCUCUGACCUAUAUGGAUGUCAAGUUUGCGGAUGCUGUUAUCGGCUUCGCCUCCAAGCUAAGUAAUGGUAAGGAAAAGAAGUACAUGGCUACCGUACCGGCAUUGACUGACACGUUGAAGAUGUACAGUUUUGCCUCUUAG
This is a messenger RNA of Monascus purpureus, 732 nucleotides long. The record is from the annotation of a GenBank genome assembly. NCBI's taxonomy places the organism in Eukaryota, Fungi, Ascomycota, Eurotiomycetes, Eurotiales, Aspergillaceae.